ACGCAAGCAGUGGACAUGGAGAAGGUCAACUCCAUGGACUUUGGAGAAUUUGUGGAUGUGUUCGGGAAUGUCGUUGAGAGAUGCCCUCUGAUUGCGGCUGCUGUGUGGUCCCAGCGCCCGUUCUCCAACUCGGAAGAUUUAGAGAAGCACUUUUUUGCCUUUAUUGACGCCCUUCCACAGUCAGGCCAAGAGGGCAUCCUGCGCUGCCACCCGGACCUGGCGGGCCGCGAGCUGCAGCAGGGCACGCUCACUGCGGAGUCGCGGCGGGAGCAGAGGGGCGCGGGCCUGAUGAGCCUGGACGCGGCCGAGCGGCUCCGGCUGGCGGAGCUCAACGCUCAGUACCGCGCGCGCUUCGGCUUCCCCUUCGUGCUCGCCGCGCGUCUCAGCGACCCGGCGGCGGUGCCGGGGGAGCUGGCGCGCCGGCUGCAGCGCCCGCCCGCCGAGGAGCUGCGCACCGCCCUGGGCGAGGUGAAGAAGAUCGGCCGCCUGCGCCUCGCCGACCUCCUCGGCGCCGCCGGCCUCGCCGGACCGUAGCGGGCGCGCGAGCCCGGGACCCCGGGCGCGCGUCGGGACCGGCCGCGGCGGGCGGCUGGCGCGGGCCCGGAGCGGCGUCCACACGCGCACGGAGGGAGGGGAGCGGCGGAGCCAUCGGGCGAGUAAUGAGCCCCUUUGUCCACCCACCCAGCCGCCCACCCGCGCACGCUUUGCCAACGUAUCUGUAGGGGGUCGCGCUUCGCCCCGAUUGAGCCAGCUCACUGCUUCGAUUCUACACUCCCUUUGCAGCCCGUUUGACGCCACCGGCCUUUGGCUCCCCAUCCCCUCCUGCUAAGCCCGAGCCGCAAGGCAAAAACGGGCGGAAAAAGGAAUCUUUUCUUCCGCAGCGGUGUGUCUGUUUGUUUUCUUCUUCUCCCCCCUCAUUUGCCGCACCCGACAUUUACAGGCGAGCGGAAGGCGUUUUCUCACUCUGGGGCGCCUGCUGGAAGCUGGAGCCAGGAAGGAGAAACACUGGUGCGGGGCCUUGGUGCCGGGGAGGCCGCGUGUGGGGGAAGGUGGGCAGGAGGGAGCCCCGUGAUGGGCCGACGUUGGGAAGGCGCCCCGUGGGGGCAGGCGGAGUAGCUGGCACGGUCGCCCUUGAGAGAGGGUUGGGAGUGGGGCGUCUCCAGGCCGGAUGGGCCCAAAAGUCAGGGGCAGGCGGCCUCCCCGGCUCUCCCAGAGGUCGGCCCUUGAGAGCUGACUGGUCAGACCCUCA
Molecule: messenger RNA, 1249 nt
Organism: Neofelis nebulosa (Clouded leopard)
Lineage: Eukaryota; Metazoa; Chordata; Mammalia; Carnivora; Felidae
Gene: URAD
Product: ureidoimidazoline (2-oxo-4-hydroxy-4-carboxy-5-) decarboxylase
Exons: 2
Biological process (GO): allantoin metabolic process
Molecular function (GO): carboxy-lyase activity
Source: RefSeq, a predicted model, not a curated record